Messenger RNA from Engraulis encrasicolus (European anchovy), 3016 nucleotides. RefSeq names its product TAF6-like RNA polymerase II, p300/CBP-associated factor (PCAF)-associated factor (gene taf6l). Gene Ontology annotation, molecular function: transcription coactivator activity; RNA polymerase II general transcription initiation factor activity; protein heterodimerization activity. Gene Ontology annotation, biological process: RNA polymerase II preinitiation complex assembly; transcription initiation at RNA polymerase II promoter. The record is from RefSeq and is a predicted model, not a curated record. Bases 64 to 2124 code for a protein of 686 amino acids. The transcript is spliced from 14 exons. Gene Ontology annotation, cellular component: SAGA complex; SLIK (SAGA-like) complex; transcription factor TFIID complex. NCBI's taxonomy places the organism in Eukaryota, Metazoa, Chordata, Actinopteri, Clupeiformes, Engraulidae.
UUUGUUUGGAAAUUUCCAACCAAUUAUUGAAAGGUGCGAAGCAGUCAGGAAAGGUGUUCCAUCAUGACGGAAAGGGAGGAGAGGCGCUUCGCUGAAGUGUCCCGAGACUCGGUCAAGCUGAUGGCCGAAAGCUCCGGGGUUGAGCUCAGCGACGAUGUCGCAGCCUUGCUCGCCGAGGAUGUAUGUUACCGACUCAGGGAGGCCGCGCAAAGUAGCUCCCAGUUCAUGCGACACGCCAAGAGACGGAAGCUGACGGUGGAAGACUUCAACAGAGGUCUUCGUUGGGCCAAUGUAGAUGCUGUGUGCGGCCAUGGCUCCCAGGAGCCCAUGCCCUUCCGGCCGGCUAAAGAGGGGGAGCUGUUCUUCGUGGAGGAUCGCGACGUCAACCUGGUGGAGCUGGCCCUGGCCACCAACAUCCCCAAAGGCUGCGCUGAGACCAUGGUGCGAGUGCACGUGUCCUACCUGGACGGCAAGGGAAACCUGGAGCCUCAAGGGACAGUGCCCAGCGCUGUCCAAUCGCUAUCUGAAGACCUCCUGAAGUACUACCAGCAGAUUACUCGCGCUAUACUUGGGGAAGACCCGCAUCUUAUGAAGGUGGCCCUGCUGGAUCUCCAGUCCAACUCCAAGAUUGCUGCCCUCCUACCGUACUUUGUCUACGUCAUCAGUGGAGUGAAGUCUGUGAGCCACGACCUGGAGCAGCUGAACCGCCUCCUCCACAUGGUGCGCAGCCUGGUCCAGAACCCCUACCUGUACCUGGGCUCCUACGUGCGCAGCCUGGUGUCCAGCGUCAUGUACUGCAUUCUGGAGCCCCUGGCCGCCUCCAUCAACCCCCUCAACGACCACUGGACACUCAGGGACUACGCCGCACUGCUUCUCAGCCACAUAUUCUGGACCCAUGGGGACCUGGUGAGCGGGCUGUACCACCAGAUUCUGCUGUCGCUGCAGAAGGUGCUGUCUGACCCCGUCCGCCCCCUCUGCUCGCACUACGGAGCUGUGGUUGGCCUCCACGCCCUGGGAUGGAAGGCAGUGGAGAGGGUGCUGUACCCCCACCUGCCUGCCUACUGGGCUAACCUGCAGGCCGUGCUGGAUGACUACUCCGUCUCCAACGCACAGGUCAAGGCAGAUGGACACAAAGUCUACGGAGCCAUCCUGGUGGCAGUAGAGCGCCUGCUGAAGAUGAAGGCUCUGAGCCUGUCCCAGACCGCAGCAGCAGCAGCCGCAGGAGAGGGAGGCGAGGCAGGCUCCAGGCAGCAGCAGGGCCUGAGUGCCGGGGGGGUGCUGGGCUUCAGGGAGAGCUCCCCAGGCCUCAGCCCUCCUCCAGAACCCCUGGCUGAGGCCGGGCUGGGCAUCGCCAGCCACCUACAGGCAGGGGGCGCUGGUUGCCCCUGGGAGGACUGGACGCCGGUGCCUCUGCCGGCCAUGUACAGCGAGCUCUACAGCUUCUUCGGGGACAGCCUGGCGGUGCGCUUCAGCACGGGGCCCGAGGUCGGCUCGGGACCGGGUUCGAGUCAGAGUCACGCAGGCGGGCCGGCGGACGGCAGGAAGGAGCCUCCUGGCUUAGAGAGAGGGGCCGGGGGCGGGGCAGGAAGUGACACGGCUGCCAGGAAGAUGCCCCAGCUGACGGCCAACCUCAGCAUCAGCCCCAGGCAGGACGGGAGUCCACGCACCGAGCCCGCGCCACCCAGCCUGGCCGCCACCGCACCGGGAAGGUCUGUGGCCCGCUCCUCCUCCUCCUCCUCCUCCUCGGUGCAGCGUUCCCGCUCCUCUUCCUCGCGUGCGGGGGGCCAGCGCUCCUCCUCGGGGGGCGGUGGUGGCAGUGGAGGCGCAGGGGGCUCCUCCUCCCGGGACGUCUUCCCCAAGGCGCGCAUCUUCCCUCCGCCCCACCAGGCCGGCGCGCCCACCUUCUCCUUCCUCAUCGGCGGGCGCCAGAUGGGCCGGCGCUGCCAGGGACGGCGCUUCCAGACCAGCUUCGCCAGCCCUUCGCCAGCAGGGGGCGGUGCUUCAGGGGGUCUGUCGGCGAUGCCGCCCCGCACCUACGCCCACAAGCUGCCUGUUAUCGGCCGCGUUAGUAAACCUGUACGGCGCUGGACCUACUCUCACUACUCACUACACCUGCCUCUCUGAGGGGGGAGGGGGGUAGAGAGAGAGAGAGAGAGAGAGAGAUUAAGAGAAGAGUGGGGUUGUGGCUACCCAAAAUACCUUCUGAUACCUGCUAAUCUCACUACUCGCUCCACCUAUCUCUGUGUGAGGGAUGAAGUGAGAGGUUUUAAGAAAGACUUCUGGUUACCAAGAAAGAUGUGAUUUCUGGGUACUCCCCCCUCUUCCGGACACCUUUGCUGAUGCUCUUACUGUUCUCUUCACUCACUUGUUUGAAGGCCUCAGUGAAAAGACAUGGGGCUCAAUUGUUUGUAUGUAGUCAGAAUGCCCCUGGCCUGGACACCUCUUGUGGUGAAGUCUGACCGCUCUCUACUACGCCUGUCUUUUUUUGGGCAGGUCACACCAGAAAAAGAGGGAACUCUGAGAAUGCUCUCUCACAGACACCUGUGGCCAGCUACAACUGGUUGAUGCGCAUCUUGCUGUUCAGCAGAAGUCUGACAGUUUGAAGUCUGAGUUUUGGGGCUUCUAAAUCAUGUGCACUGAAAUGGACCCAGACAUGGCAUACCUGUAGAACGCAUUAGGCAUUAGAACCCCAACACUUCAUACGGCAAAGGACAAUAUCUUAAUUCCUUCACAUAGGACACACAUUGCAGAACAACUGUGUUGGAGGAGAGAGACAGCAGCACAAUUUUGGCACUCAUUCUAAAACACCGAAAAGAGUGGAUUACUUUAGGAACAGGUCUGUGCUGUUUUGUAAAGAAUCUGUCCAUCUUAACUACAGUGUGUAUUUACUUGAUCCCUUAAAAAGAAAACAUUCAACCAUGUGUCCGGUCUGACUUCACUUCCAGGAUGUAUUGUAAAAAAAUAAUUAUAAUAAGGUCUGUCUAUCAAGUUAUGUCAAUAAAUGUUUUUUCACCCA